CCCAAAGACAGAUGAGGCGAGCUUAGCUGCGACGUCAGCAAAGAGGAUCGACGACGUCGGCAUUAUCAGCGAUUGAACGAUUACAAGUGGCUUUCGGCUGUUAGCUGUCGGCUUGCGGCGCAUUGGAGCUCAGUUGGAGACAAGAUGCCGCAGUGGCUGGUCAUUGGCAUCUCGGGUGUCACGUGUGGCGGCAAGACGACGCUGGCGCACAGUUUGCGCGACUACUUCAAGGGAUUGCGCAAUGCGCCGCUCUGGAACACGCCCUAUACCAUUGGCGAUGUGCAGCUGAUCUCACAGGACGACUACUUCCUGCCCGUGGACGAUAGACGACACAAGCGCGUGGACAAAUUGAAUGCCAUCAACUUUGAGCUAAUCACGUCGCUGGACACGAAGCAAAUGCUGACGGACAUUGCGCACAUUAUCAAUGGGCCCUCGGAACAGAUUGCUAACUAUGCGAACUUUGAGCACUAUGCGCUGCAGUACCAACAGCAGCAACAGUUGCAGCAACAGCAGCAGCAUCAACAGCAACAGCAGCAGCAUCAACAGCAACAGUUGCAGCAACUGCAACAGCAGCAGCAACAGCAAUAUAAUGCCAGCUAUCAGCUGCAUAACGGUAAACACCUGCCACCUGCUGCUGCUGCUGCUGCUGCCUAUCAAUAUCAGCAGCAACAGUUGCAGCAACAUCAACAACAGUUACAUCACACGCAUCGGCAGCACCAUGCGGACCAUCUAAUGCGCCUCAAUAUCAAUGCUCAGAUCGCUGCGCAGUUGCGCGAUAAGAAAAUCAAUGUCCUACUCAUCGAGGGCUUCAUGAUCUUCAAUCAACCCGAGCUGCUGGCGCUUUGCAAUAUCAAGUAUCACUUCCACUUGCCGUACGAGAAGUGUUAUCAGCGUCGCAUUCAGCGCACCUAUGAUCCGCCCGAUGUGACGGGCUAUUUUGAGCUGUGCGUCUGGCCCCACUAUGAGAAGAACUUUGCCGAGUACCGCGACUGCAAGGAUAUCACGUUCCUCAACGGCGAGAUCAGCAAGGAGAAGAUCUUCAAGUUUGUGCUCCAGCGCAUUGUCCACUAUUUCGAAGAACGCUGCGAUGUGCCCACCGCCUCCCCGAUCGCCUGUCCGCCCCAGCAGAAGCGUUUCGGCAUGCUCUACAUGGCCUCAGCAUCCAGCAAUAAUAAUCACCUGCACACCGCGUGUCCCAUGGAACAGUAGCCAGCUGGCACUGGGCUUAGGCAAAUCGCAGAGGGUAGUCUUGAAAGUUUCCAAAGUCGGGAGAUAGAUUGAAGGAUUUCAUGUUAGCUAUCAAUUAACCCUCGCAUGUAAAAAGCUAAAUCAUGUACAUUUAAAGUCUAUAGAAUUCUAUUUAGUUCUGUAUUUAGUUAUUUUCCAUUAGUUCUAAGCACAUGGACACAUUCUCUGUAGAGUCUAAAACGGGUUUGUGAACAAAAAAACAAAAAUGUUGAAAAUAAAAGGUUCAGGAAUAUAUA
Molecule: messenger RNA, 1484 nt
Organism: Drosophila navojoa
Lineage: Eukaryota; Metazoa; Arthropoda; Insecta; Diptera; Drosophilidae
Source: RefSeq, a predicted model, not a curated record